Molecule: messenger RNA, 4097 nt
Organism: Malaclemys terrapin pileata
Lineage: Eukaryota; Metazoa; Chordata; Testudines; Emydidae
Gene: BUB1B
Product: BUB1 mitotic checkpoint serine/threonine kinase B
Exons: 24
Coding region: 351-3695 (1114 amino acids)
Biological process (GO): meiotic sister chromatid cohesion, centromeric; mitotic spindle assembly checkpoint signaling
Molecular function (GO): protein kinase activity
Source: RefSeq, a predicted model, not a curated record
UGAGCCCUGCGAUAGUGGGGCCAGCAGCACCUAUCACGAACCCGUACUCGGAUUCCUACUGCACAGGACCGGGACGCCGACCCCACGCUUGCCGUAGGAAAUGGGCCUAGCGGAAACUACCCUUCUGCACACGGAGCUUCCGGCGGGCCGCGCGACCAAUCAGAUGUGUCCGUGGUACUAGGAACCGGCCAAUGGGGCCGAGGCUGGUGGCGGUUGAAGUUUAAACUCUCGAACGGAGCGAGCGAGCGAGCUGGCUGCCGUUGGGACUUAGCUACAGAGGCGCUGAGGCGGUGUCCGUGGCCCGCGGACCUGGGGUUGCCGCGCCGGGUAGUGUUUCAGGGGAGGUCACCAUGUCACAGGAUUGGAAUGAGUGGGAGCUGAGUAAAGAGAAUGUGCAACCCCUGAGACAGGGGCGAAUCAUGUCUACCCUGCAGGAAGUCUUGGCUCAGCAGGAGACUUCCAGCCACACAGCUAUUCAGCAGCAAAAACAGGAAUUUGAAUCUGAAAUCCGCUUUUACUCUGGAGAUGAUCCAUUGGAUGUUUGGGACAGGUACAUCAAAUGGACAGAGCAAACAUUCCCUCAAGGUGGAAAAGAGAGCAACCUCUCAGCAGUGCUGGAGAGAGCUGUAAAAGCACUGAAUGAGCAGCAGAGAUACUACAAAGACCCUCGCUAUCUCAGUCUCUGGCUCAAGUUUGGAAACUACUGUAGUGAACCGUUGGACCUCUACAGUUAUCUACACAGCCAGGAAAUUGGCACAUCGCUGGCGUUAUUCUACAUCACAUGGGCAGAGGCGCUUGAGGCGAGAGGUAGUUAUAAGAAAGCAGAUUUAAUAUUCCAGGAAGGGCUUCAGCGCAGGGCUGAGCCUCAAGACAAACUACAGUCCCAUCACAGGCAGUUUCAAGCCCGUGUCUCUCGACAGACUCUGCUGGGACUUGAGCAAGAUGAGGAGGAGUUGGAUCUUCCUGUUAUAACUGAAACCCAAAGGAGCUCACUGGCAGAACUGAAAGGCAAGGGGAAGAAAAAUGUGAGAGCCCCAAUCAGUCGAGUAGGCGAUGCUCUUAAAGCUGCAAACCGAGGCCGAAGCUUCCAGAAUUCAACAUCUCAACAGGUGUCAAAUGGCCCAAAUUUUGCUGUAUUUGAUGAAAACACAGCCUCAAUCUCUAGAGCUGAGCUUCCUAUACUUACACCACAGCCAUGGGCAGCACCCCCAACAGGAAGGGCCAAAGAGAACGAACUGAAGGCAGGACCUUGGAACUCAGGCAAGCGUCCUCGCGGUAACAUGAACUCUGGUGUAGAGGUGCCCUGUAUGCUGCCCAGCUUUACCCCAUAUGUGGAAGAGUCUGCACAGCAACAAGUCAUUACUCCCUGCAAAAUUGAGCCCAGCAUAAAUCAUGUUUUAAGUGCUCGGAAGCCUGGGAAGGAAGAAGAUCCACUACAACGGGUGCAAAACCAUCAACAGGACAGUCAGGAGAAGAAAGAGGUUGCAAUGUAUUGUAAAGAGAGAGUUUAUGCUGGAGUAGAGGAGUUCUCCUUGGAGGAGAUUCGAGCUGAAAUAUAUAGAAAGAAAGCAAAAAAGAGAAGGGAAGAGGAGUUUCAUGCCAUAGCACAGCAGACAGCAGAGAUGCAGAGGAGGAUUGAAGAGCUGGAGAAGAAGCUAAAGGAGAAAGAUGAUGACCACCAGCAGAGACCAUCUGAGCAGCCAACAGAAGAGAGGGAGCCUGCAAGAAUGGAAUCUGUUUUGGUGGGCACUUCAGAGCCUCUUGAAGCACAAGGAGAAGUUGCUUUCUCCAGUGCAGUAGCACUCACUGCAGCAUCUCUUGUGAAGAAACUGACUGGAUUGCAAAGUGAGUCCCAGUUGGCAGAAAAUGCUCAGCAGCACGAACAGCCGUGCUCCAAAGAAAUAACCCAGCCUCUAGCUGUGUGCUCAGAAAUCCGGAGAGACAAUGUGUUUUUGGAUGACCAGGAUGAGCAGAAAAUUGAGACCACACUUAAGAAAAAAGAUGCAGAUCUCCCUCCUUCACUGGAUCCUACUACGUUUUUCUCCAUAUUUGAUGAAUCGUCUGCUUCAGAAAACCAGAAUGUCAGUCAUCCUGCAGGCCACCCACAGAAAAGUGCCCGACGUCCCCUUGCUGUUCGUAAACCUUCAGAUAGUAUCACCGCCAAGGAAAACAUAUCACCAGAAGUCUGCGAUGAGCUCCAUGGAAUUGAACCCUUAGCUGAAGAUGCAAUUUUGACUGGCUCCUAUAAGAACAAAACCCUUUGCCCCAGCCCAGAAGAUACGUGUGACUUUGUUAGGGCAGCCCACUUGGCAUCAACUCCCUUCCAUGGAGUAAUCUCACAGAGAAUCCAACCUCCUACCAAUCCAGAGAGUACCCUGAAGGAAGAGUGUCCAGAGCCUAAGAACACAUCUGUGAGCCAGCAAAUCGCUAUUUGUGAGGGUAUCUACAAUGAAACUCUUUGCAUUAAGAAGCUGAGCCCAAUUAUGGAAGCAAGUCAGGAAGACACCCGCUCCUCUGGUUCAUCUGUUUCCUCAGCCUCCUCUCUUUCCUCUGUUACACAUAUCUCCACUAUUAAAUAUCUGCAUAUCCCUGAGAAACUGGAAUUGGCUCAGAGCCUGCCUGUUGAAAUGGCUAGCGACACUGGAGGCAGCGAAGACACUACUAAUGACCCACCUCAAGUAUUGUGGAGUGCAGAGCAGCGCAGAAGGCUGUUGGACCCUCUGCCAGAUUCCUUGAGUAAUUCUCCAGGUUUUUGUUCAGAGAAUGGGCCCAUGCCCGUGAUGGAGCUGGAAAAAGAAAUAGAGCUGGGGAAUGAGAUUUACUGCAUCAAACGGGAAUACUGGACCAAUGAAGACUACAAGAUGUUCUUUGGUGUUCUGUCCAGCUUUGCCGAGCUGGAUGCAAAGGGGUUUGCAAUAAAGGUGUUUUCGCAGCCCGUGCCUUGGGAUUUCUAUAUCACACUCCAGUUGCAAGAGCGUCUGAGUACUGACUUUGACCAAAGCUUCAGUGAGAACUGCAGCUGUUUCUUAUACCUGGAUGGCUGUGCUAUUCUGCAUAGGGAGAUAAAUCGCUUUACCCUCUGGGAUAUCAUCCAGUGCUGUAAAGCCAUCCCUGAGGAAGUGAUUAUGCUGGUUGUCUACAAUAUCCUGGAUGUGGUGCAGAAGCUACACAAAGCGGAGAUUGUCCAUGGAAACUUGUGUCCAGAGGCUCUCUUCCUGGGAGACAGGAUCUGUGAUCCAUUUGCUAAUAAUGAGAUUACCAGUGCUUUGAAGAUAGUGGACUUCUCUUACAGCCUGGAUGUGAGGUUGCAGCCUAAAGUGAGUUUACUCAACAGCUUCCCAAUAGCUCAGACCCAGUAUGGACAACAGAUCCUAGCCAAGUGCUCUCUUCCUUAUCAGGUAGACUUGGUUGGUAUUGCAGAAAUUGUGCAUUUGAUGCUGUUUGGGGAGCACCUCCGGGUUUAUCAAGAAGAUUCCCUAUGGAAAAUCAGCCAGAAUUUCUCCAAGACUGUUGACAGUGAUUUGUGGAAUAAAUUCUUUAGGAGGAUUCUGAAUGCAGAUGGUAAGUCCACAGUGCCCAUGCUGAGGGAACUAAGAGAGGAAAUGAGUGGCAUGUUUAACAGCUUUGUGCAAGAAUGGUUUUGUGGCGCCUUAGCGAAAUUGGGAGAAACUUUCAACGUGGAGAACUUCCUCUGAUCCCAUGUAGAAGGGCAACCAGCUGCCCCUUUUUAUCUAUCCCAAGGGGAAUUUGCUGUUAAUACUGAAUAUGCAAUAUAUCUUCAGUGCUAAACAUGGAAAUUGGUUGCAACUGUUUCUUCAAUACUUUAUAUAGAACUUGUUAAAUGUUUAUUAUGAGUUAAUGUCUAGAUGUCUCUUAAACCUGGUGCAUUAACUAGAUAUGUACAGAUAAUGUUUUACCCAUUUUCUUUACCAAACUGUUCUACACCAACCAGCCUCAUGUAUGACUGCUAAAUGUAUGUUUUAAUACCUAAAGCACAUUCAUGAGUUCCUCCACCUUUGUCCUGUCUUUUUGUUCUGUCCUGUACACCUGCUGUUAAUUACUGUUUAAGUAAUAAACCUAUGUUUUUUUGUAAGCAA